This is a messenger RNA of Protopolystoma xenopodis, 480 nucleotides long. The record is from the annotation of a GenBank genome assembly. Lineage: Eukaryota; Metazoa; Platyhelminthes; Monogenea; Polystomatidea; Polystomatidae.
UUCGAGGCCCGAGUACGCCGGUUAUUCGACAAUCGCCGACGACGCGGUCUACUCGGCUCAGCCGGACACGAGGGCCGACGUGGCGAAGACGACGAUGACGACGACGAUGACGAUGGCCUCAACGACGACGACAACGAGUCGAGAGGACAGUGGAUCGGAGGAGUCGAGCGCUGGGCUCGAGUCCCGAUCGGAGCGUCGGAGGCGGAGCUGGACCUGUGGCGUCAUGCGGCCCGACUGUCGGGGCCCGAGUCGCCGGACGGUAUGGCCGAGCCUGGCAGACGAACAAUGCUUCGGCCGCCCCGUGGAACUGGCGGUCGCGAGGCAGCACGACGACUCCGACCGAGAGGCAGUCAUGGCGCCCAUGCUGCCCGCCUCGGAGACAGGGUGAGAGAGAUGCGCUCGACCAGUCGGUGGCAUUUGCCAACUCCUGCCAGUACUGGACGUCUUUUUGGGGGCAUCACGACAGACUGGAACACGUAG